Malus domestica (apple) is the source of this 1173-nucleotide messenger RNA. RefSeq lists its product as uncharacterized. The record is from RefSeq and is a predicted model, not a curated record. NCBI's taxonomy places the organism in Eukaryota, Viridiplantae, Streptophyta, Magnoliopsida, Rosales, Rosaceae.
AUGACACAGCCACCUGGGUUUGUUGAUCCAAAGCAUGAAGAUUAUGUGUGCAGGUUACAUAAAUCACUCUACGGUUUAAAACAGGCACCAUGGGCCUGGAAUGAGAGGUUCACGACUUUUCUACCAUCUUUAGAGUUCAAGUCUACAUAUGCCGAUUCAUCCUUGUUUGUAAAAACUGUUGAUCAUUCUGUGGUGAUCCUGCUUUUAUAUGUGGAUGACAUAAUCAUAACAGGGAGUGCUAUGCAAGCUAUCAUUGAAGUUAUUCAAUCUCUUGCUAAGGAGUUUGAAAUCAAAGAUUUAGGACCCCUUCACUAUUUUCUGGAGAUUCAAAUUGUGCAGAAUAUGGAUGGCAUGUUUCUUUCCCAAGACAAGUAUGUAACUGACCUUUUAACUAAGUCGAACAUGCUUCUCUCUAAACCCUGUGCUACUCCAUGUUUGCCAAACAAUAGACUACUCAUCGAUGAUGGUAAGCCGUACAAUAAUCCUUCCUUGUAUAGGAGCUUGGUUGGUGCCCUACAAUACUUGACGUUUACUAGACCGGACAUUGCUUUUGCUGUGCAUCAGGUCUGUCAAUUUAUGCAAAGACCGAUGGAAUCUCAUUUUUUGGCUGUGAAACGGAUCCUCAGGUAUCUAAAGGCUACUCGAGGCUGUGGUAUUCACUAUGUCCGAGGAUCUCUUGAUAUAACUGCAUAUAGUGAUGCAGAUUGGGCUGGAGACCGUAAUGAUCGACGGUCAACUACGGGCAUGGUGGUGUUCUUGGGUUCUAAUCCUAUUUCCUGGAUGUCUAAGAAACAAACCACAGUCUCUCGGUCAUCAACGGAGGCUGAAUAUCAGACACUAUCUACUACAGCUGCUGAACUGGAUUGGCUCAAGUCUCUGCUGCAUUUUCUACAGAUUCCAAUGACUGAGCAACCCCUCCUCUUUUGUGACAAUUUGUCUGCGAUAGCUUUGACUUGCAAUCCAAUUCAACAUCAACGAACAAAACAUAUUGAGGUUGAUGUUCAUUUUGUUCGUGAAAGGGUAGCAGCACAACAACUACAGGUGCACUUUGUGUCUUCAACUGAGCAGUUUGCAGAUAUCCUUACCAAAGGUCUCUCUGCCCCUCUUUUUCGGACUCAUUGUGCCAAUCUCAGGCUGCAUUUCUCUGCUCCUGAGCUUGAGGGGGGAUGUUAG